GAUCGGCGGCCAGUCGCUGGUAGUCUCUGUGUGUGUGUGAUGUCCCGGUGCCCUGGCUGUCUCCGACACAGCGGGAGAGGGCAAGGCGAAAGGGAAGCGGGAGAAGAGGCAGGCAGCCCGGCUCAGCCAGCAGCUUGAGAGAGCAGAGGCAGCGGGGUUUGACAGCAGCAGCAGCAGGAGCAGAGGGGGAAGAGGAGUUCAGUUCCUGAGCCGCAUUUCUCCCCAAGUCAAUGGAGCUGGAGAAUAUAGUCGCCAACACGGUCUUGUUAAAAGCCAGAGAAGGUGGCGGCGGAAAGCGCAAGGGUAAAAGUAAAAAGUGGAAAGAAAUAUUGAGGUUUCCUCAUGUGAGCCAAUGUGAAGAUCAAAGGAAAUCAAUAGAGAGAGACUAUUCCAGUCUGUGUGAGAAGCAGCCGAUUGGAAGAUUACUUUUUCGUCAGUUCUGUGAAGCACAGCCUGAACUUCAGCACUACAUCGAUUUUCUUGACCUAGUGGCAGAGUAUGAAGUUAUGCCAGAUGAAAAACGUGAGGAAAAAGGACAAGAAAUGAUCAGUAAAUACCUCACCCCAGAGUCCCCAGGAUAUAUACGAGAAGUCAGCGAGGAUAUUGUCCAGCAAUGUAAAGAGAAACUUGAAAUGAGUGCGUGCAAAGAGCUGUUCUGUAACUGUGUAAAGUCAGUGCACGAUUAUCUCAGUGGACAACCAUUUAAUGAAUACCAGGAAAGCAUGUAUUUUGAUCGUUUUCUGCAGUGGAAGUGGCUGGAAAGACAAGCUGUAACGAAAAACACAUUUCGGCAAUAUCGAGUACUGGGAAAAGGUGGCUUUGGUGAGGUCUGUGCUUGUCAAGUGCGAGCCACAGGGAAAAUGUAUGCUUGUAAGAAGUUAGAGAAAAAGCGAAUAAAAAAACGAAAAGGAGAGGCGAUGGCUUUAAAUGAAAAGCAGAUUUUAGAAAAAGUAAACAGUAGAUUUGUAGUUAAUUUAGCUUAUGCUUAUGAAACAAAGGACGCACUGUGCUUAGUUCUGACUUUAAUGAAUGGGGGUGACUUGAAGUUCCACAUCUAUAACAUGGGAAACCCAGGAUUUGAAGAAGAGCGUGCUGUAUUUUAUGCAGCUGAGAUCUGUUGUGGCCUGGGGGAUCUCCAUAAGGAAAACAUUGUUUACAGAGAUUUGAAGCCUGAAAACAUAUUAUUGGAUGAUUAUGGUCACAUUAGAAUAUCUGAUCUGGGUUUAGCUGUGAAAAUUCCAGAAGGAGAAACCAUUCGUGGUAGGGUGGGAACAGUAGGGUAUAUGGCUCCAGAAGUGCUAAAUAAUCAGCGAUAUACAUUGAGCCCUGAUAUUUGGGGUCUGGGAUGCUUAAUCUAUGAAAUGAUUGCUGGUCAGUCUCCAUUUAGAGGACGAAAGGAGAAAGUGAAAAGGGAAGAAGUAGACAGACGAGUGUUGGAAACAGAAGAAAAUUACACAGACAAAUUCUCUGAAGAGGCAAAAUCUAUCUGCAAGAUGUUGCUAACCAAAGACCCCAAGCAAAGAUUGGGAUGUGCAGGAGGAGGUGCUUCCGAUGUGAAGAAAAACCCAUUCUUCCGGAAUAUCAAUUUCAAACGAUUAGAAGCAGGCAUAAUGGAGCCUCCAUUUGUACCUGAUCCACGAGCAGUCUAUUGCAAAGACGUGCUGGACAUUGAACAGUUCUCCACUGUGAAAGGAGUAAACCUGGACCAGACAGAUGAUGAUUUCUAUUCAAAGUUUUCGACAGGCUGUGUUUCUAUUCCCUGGCAGAAUGAGAUGAUUGAAACAGAAUGUUUUAAAGAAUUAAAUGUGUUUGGUCCAAAUGGAAGCUUAUCUCAAGACCUUGACAGGAGCUACACCCCUGAACCACCCAAAAAGAGUCUGCUUCAAAGGCUAUUCCGGAGGCAGAAUCAUCAUAGUCAUUCAAACAGCACUACAAAUGUGAAGGCCCAUUCCAAUCAUCACAUGAAUUGCCAUCAAGCUAAUUCAAACUCUGGAGGAAAUAGCUAGUCCUCAGCUCAUCGAUCGUGUGGUGAUUCUUUGUAUUCUUCAGCUUUUCCCAUUUUCUGGAACUAUUUAGCGGGAAAGCACCAGUUCCUGGUAGGGUAUUCAUUCCACACGACAGAGCCGCUCCAUUUUUGUUGGUCUAGCUGCCUCACUUCCUCUCAGGUCUGUCUUGCAGGUUGGGAUCAUGACAUUUGAAACAAGGUGGUGUCUCCUUAGAAUAUUGCAAUAGCAAAUCAAUGAAAAUGGUCACUUGCACGUAUUUAAAUAUAGCAUUAUACCAGAACUGUAUUUUGUCUUUAUUAAAACAAAAAGGUUUUGUAAAUUUCUCUAUAA
Messenger RNA from Hemiscyllium ocellatum (epaulette shark), 2336 nucleotides. Its product is annotated as G protein-coupled receptor kinase 5-like. Gene Ontology annotation, cellular component: cytoplasm. The record is from RefSeq and is a predicted model, not a curated record. Gene Ontology annotation, biological process: signal transduction; regulation of signal transduction; protein phosphorylation. Bases 231 to 2006 code for a protein of 591 amino acids. NCBI's taxonomy places the organism in Eukaryota, Metazoa, Chordata, Chondrichthyes, Orectolobiformes, Hemiscylliidae. The transcript has 16 exons. Gene Ontology annotation, molecular function: ATP binding; G protein-coupled receptor kinase activity.